AUGCGCUGGGGUUGCAGAACGGGUAGCGUCGACACCAUUCGCCUUACCGUAAAGUACGGCGCCGACGUGAAUAUCGUUGGCGAUGAGAAUCUCACCGGAGCCAAGAUUCUCACGCUGUCUUUAGCAGCCAAGCAUCGCCGCGCAGAUGCUUUCGAGUGCCUUCUCAGGCUCGGAUCUUGGUUUCACGAUGUCGACCUCCCUCCUGAUAUCCGUGCCCAGCAAGCCUCACAUUUGGUCACACACGUCUGCAAGUGCGCCGCUUCCAACAAUCAAUCAGAGAGGGAUGUUGUUCGGAUCUUCUACGAUUGGGCCCUUGACUGGCAGGUUAAGAGAUGCGGUCACGGCCCGGAUGUCUACUGGCCUCUAGUCAAGCUCAUCGCAUCUGGGGUGUCUGUUGACGUGGUGCGCCUGCUCCUUGAUCGCGGAGCCGACGUAAACAGGCUCGACUCAUAUAAGCACAUCACGUUUCUAUCUCCUCUUUCUGCUGCCAUCUUUGCCAACUCUGCAGAUGUCUUCCGACUACUGAUCUCACGGGGCGCGAAUAUACACGGUACUCCAUUGUCAAAGCCGACCUUCGGGUGUCUCCACGUACCUGUGUUUGCUGCUGCUCACAUGAUAGCGACAUCUGAGCACGGCAUUGAGAUGAUGCGUCUGUGUCUCGAUAAUGGAGCCGAUAUCAACCAGACCGUACUCCUUGUUGGGCUGCCUUCUGGAAUUGUGUACGAACACAGCCGAUGGAACUGCGACAGGUACCCACAGUCUUACCUCGGAACACCUAUCUGGGUAUUCCUGGACUCUAUCACUUCAUGGUCCGAGGAUAGUGUGCCUGAUCUUAUCGAAGCAUUGGAUUUCUUGCAUGAACAGAAAGCUUCCACCGCCACUCCGGCGGUGGGCUUCCCCCAUUACUAUGAAGGCCCAAUAUACCCACAAUUCCUCCAACCCGUCAAGCUUCUCGAGAUGCUUUUGAAUAAAUGGUACGUCAGAAUACUGCGUCUUCCUCGUGGACUCGAAGUGAUUGCAACACUGAUCAAUCAUGGCGCGGCUGAGGACACGACGUGGUUUCUAGUCCGAUACUCGCUCCGUUCCCCGUGGCCUUUUCUCGGCUCUAAGAGACUUGAUAGAGAGCAGGUGUGGGAGGGUCUGGCGAAGCUGGCAGAGACAUUCAUCACAAAUCUUCCGCCUGACCAGCUCAAUAAGGUUUUAUGUGGCUAUAUCAACGAACUGUGGUUGGAGAACAGAAGAGUCAUAAGACUCAACGAGGCGGUCAUCGGUUUCAUGCUAGCAGCUGGUGCCAACAUCAAUGCAAGAUUCGGAGCGCUUGGAAUGGAAGCUCCUGGUGGGAAGACUAUCCUCCAAAUGAUAUGCGCAGAACUCAACACACCUGUGCCGGGCAGAGGACUGCGCCCACAUUCAACGAAUGGCCUCUUGCGGUUCCUCAUCAGUCGGGAAGCCGAUCCCCACCUCUUGUUCCAGGGCAAGACCUGUUUCGACAUUUUGCUAGAGGAUCUAGGUCGAUACCACAUUGACACACAGGAGGAACUGAUUGCAUGGACGCGCAUUCUUAUGGGUGAUCGGGGGGUGAUCCCUCGCGGAACUUCUCAUUGGCUGGAAGGGCCGUGA
Messenger RNA from Phaeoacremonium minimum UCRPA7, 1620 nucleotides. RefSeq names its product putative ankyrin repeat protein. Gene Ontology annotation, cellular component: cytoplasm; nucleus. Gene Ontology annotation, molecular function: protein binding. NCBI's taxonomy places the organism in Eukaryota, Fungi, Ascomycota, Sordariomycetes, Togniniales, Togniniaceae. The transcript has a single exon. Bases 1 to 1620 code for a protein of 539 amino acids. The record is from RefSeq and is a predicted model, not a curated record.